AUGGUGCCUCCGACUCCUCUCUCACAGUACAUCUGGUCUUUCCAGUCAUUGAAUCGCAAAUGGUCCAGUCACGCCCAACCACGACAAGAUGACGACCAAAGCCCCCUCGCGAGUCGCUUGAUCGAUGUCCUUCGUAGUACAUGGGACCUAGGGUUUACCGCGUUCGGAGGUCCACCUGUUCAUUUCCAGAUACUCUAUGCCAGGUUCGUGGAGGGGCAAGGGGGAAAUGAAAAGUGGGUAGACGAGCAGACUUAUCAAGAACUCUUCGCCAUCUGUCAGGGCCUACCUGGCCCCGGCAGCACGAAGAUGUUAUUCUGUCUCGCCUUGCUCCAUGCGGGCUUCAUUCCCGCUCUCAUGGUGUUUGUCAUCUGGAGUCUCCCCGGUGCGAUCGGAAUGUAUGCUCUCUCAAUCGGUAUCCAAAACCUCAGCCAGACACUUCCUACCCCGGUCUACGCUCUUCUGACAGGACUUAAUGCUGCUACCGUCGGGAUUGUUGCGGUUUCUGCAGUUCAGUUAGCGGAGAAGGCUAUUCGCGACAAGAUCUCUCGCAUCUUGAUUAUUUUUGGUGCAUGCGCGGGUCUUUGCUACAACGCUUUGUGGUAUUUCCCCUUAUUGAUGCUGGGCGGCGGUCUGGUCAUCGUCAUCUGGGAUGGAUGGCUCUAUACGCAGGCACAGAAGGUCAAAGCAGCCUGGAGAAAUAGACAUAACCAACCUGCAUGUUCAGAAGAGGUGAACACAACCUCUGUGGAGAUGGGUCCUACUUCGCCUGGAGGAGCGGGGGGAGCGACCCAAUACGAUCAAGGAAAAAGGGCAGUAGCACUGAGUUCCGGUGGACCAUCGAAUUCACUACACACAACUGGGACUGACGCGAGCCAAUCGGUGAACUAUGUGAUUCGUAUUCGCACUGGGCUUGCCAUCGUAGUGGUCUUUUUUGCCUCCUUUAUCGCUAUCCUCGUCGCAAGAGGGCAACUGACCACACCUCCACUUGCACUCGAUCUAUUUACAAGCAUGUACCUCGCCGGAACGGUGAUCUUCGGCGGAGGCCCGGUCGUGAUUCCUCUUCUACGCUCCUACGUCGUCGCUCCAGGCUGGGUCUCCGGCCGAGACUUUCUAAUUGGUCUAGCUAUCAUCCAAGCAUUCCCGGGUCCGAACUUCAACUUCGCCGUAUUUCUGGGCGCACUUGCCCUGCAACAUUCGCGAUUCCCCACGGUCUUUGGAGCGAUACUCGGUUGGUUGGGUAUCUUUGUGCCGGGCCUUGUGUUGGCUGUUGCGUUCCAGAGUUUCUGGAGUGUGCUGCGGAGAAAGCAGUAUAUCAUUCAUUUUUUGAGGGGAGUUAAUGCGACAGCGGUUGGAUUGGUGUUUACGGCUGUCUAUCGGCUAUGGGAAAUUGGCUACCUGACCCCAAAGAACAGUGCGGGACAAAGUCUGGCCAUUGAGCCGUGGUGGGUGGUCGUCACCACUAUAUCGUAUUCGGGGAACGCGUGGUUCAAAUUGCCUCCAGCUCUGUCUAUCAUCAUUGGUGCUAUCCUGGGUUUGUGUUGGUACGGAGCUGUAGGACGGUAA
Penicillium argentinense is the source of this 1563-nucleotide messenger RNA. Its product is annotated as chromate transporter-domain-containing protein. Gene Ontology annotation, molecular function: chromate transmembrane transporter activity. The record is from RefSeq and is a predicted model, not a curated record. Lineage: Eukaryota; Fungi; Ascomycota; Eurotiomycetes; Eurotiales; Aspergillaceae. The transcript is spliced from 5 exons. Gene Ontology annotation, biological process: chromate transport. Bases 1 to 1563 code for a protein of 520 amino acids.